Castor canadensis (American beaver) is the source of this 1068-nucleotide messenger RNA. It is a transcript of the gene Aipl1, whose product is annotated as AIP like 1 HSP90 co-chaperone. Gene Ontology annotation, molecular function: peptidyl-prolyl cis-trans isomerase activity; protein binding. NCBI's taxonomy places the organism in Eukaryota, Metazoa, Chordata, Mammalia, Rodentia, Castoridae. The record is from RefSeq and is a predicted model, not a curated record.
CCCACCUGCAGCAUGGAUGCUGCACUGCUCCUGAAUGUGGAGGGGAUCAAGAAGACCAUUCUGCAUGGGGGGAUGGGGGAGCUUCCAAACUUCAUCACUGGAUCCCGAGUGACCUUUCAUUUUCGCACAACAAAAUGCAACGAGGAGCGCACAGUGAUAGACGACAGCAAGCAAGUGGGCCAUCCCGUGCACAUUAUCAUUGGCAACAUGUUCAAGCUGGAGGUGUGGGAGACCCUGCUGAUGUCCAUGCGGAUCAGAGAGGUGGCCGAGUUCUGGUGUGACACCACUCACACAGGGCUCUACCCCAUCUUGUCCAGGAGUCUUCGGCAGGUGGCCGAGGGCAAGGACCCCACGGACUGGCAUGUACACACCUGUGGGCUGGCCAACAUGUUUGCCUACCACACGCUGGGCCAUGAAGACCUGGAUGAGCUGCAGAAGGAGCCACAGCCCUUGAUCUUCGUGAUUGAGCUGCUGCAGGUUGAGGCCCCCAGUGAGUACCAGAGGGAGACGUGGAACCUGAACAAUGAGGAGAGGAUGCAGGUGGUGCCCAUUCUCCACGGAGAGGGAAACCAUCUCUUCAAGCUGGGACGCUUCGAGGAGGCCUCUACCAAGUACCAGGAGGCCAUUAUCUGCCUGAGAAACCUGCAGACCAAAGAGAAGCCCUGGGAAGUGCAGUGGCUGAAGCUGGAGAAGAUUAUCAAUACCCUGGUCCUCAACUACUGCCAGUGUCUGCUGAAGAAGGGGGAGUACUAUGAGGUGCUGGAGCACACCAGUGACAUCCUCCGUCACCACCCAGGCACCGUGAAGGCCUACUACGUGCGCGCCAGGGCCCACGCGGAGGUGUGGAACGCCGCGGAGGCCAAGGCGGACCUGGAGAAGGUGCUGGAGCUGGAGCCGUCCAUGCGCAAAGCUGUGCGCAGGGAGCUGCGGUUGCUGGAGAGUCGCAUGGCGGAGAAGCAGGAGGAGGAGCGGCUGCGCUGCCGAAGCAUGCUGAGCCUGGGCGCCGCGGAGCCGGGGUGCCAGGAAGGCGGGGCGCCGCUGAGCCAGGGCGGCGCGCUGCCACCGUAG